AUGGUUGAAAUCCUUAUGAGGUUGGCACCAAAACAAUGGGUUCAUUUUACAAGAGAUCGUUCUAUUACAGUUAAUCGAUGUUUUCUACCAUUUUGGAAUAUUACUUUUCGAGGAUCAAUUCAAUGUUUUCUUAGUACAAAGUCAAAUCUUCCUUUUCGACAUGAAGAACAUUAUUAUUCACAUAGACAAUGGCAUUCAUUUCCUUUACAUAUUGAUAAUGUUUAUUUAAAUAAUAUUAAUAUUUAUGCAGCUGAAAAUCUUGAUACAUAUCAUGUUCAAGCAUUAGAUAUUUCUUUUGACAAUGCUCAACUUCAGGAUUUAACUCAAAACGAUAAUAUCAUUGAAAAACCUACUAUUGAUCAAGAAACAGCAUUCAAUAAUGCAUGGAUUCUUAUUAUAAAAUCUUUAUUAGAAAAUAUGUGUCUUGAACAAGCAAAAAAGGUCUAUCCAAGAUUCGAUGAACUUCGAAUUGAUUCAUUACAUUUAAAAAUAAUAUCGAAACAAGAACGUCUCUUAUAUUAUCCAGUUUAUAUAAUUAAUUAUAAUUAUAAAUCUCAAAUAAAGUAUACAUGUUUAUUCGAUGGAUUAACUGGUCAUAUAGCUGGUGAUAGACAAUAUUCAAUAAUAAAAGUAACAUUAGCAACAUUUAUGGGAUUUUAUCCAAUGAUCAAAAUUGGACUUUUUUGUAUUGGUUCAUUUGCGAAUUUAUUAUUUGCAUUUGAAAUUGCAUCUGAUCUUAGUUUUAGUGUUUCUCUUCCUAUUGCUAUGAUUGUUGCGCCUUGUGUAGGAUUUUAUGCACAUUCAUUUCCAAAAUUAUAUAAACAAGAAAUUCGUCAAGUACAAUGGAAACAAGAUCAAUCGAAAGUAUUAAACUUUAGUUAUGCUUUUAUAGAUUCUAUCGAACAAGCAAAAAAACACUCGGCUUUCGAACAUGACCAAACAUCAAUUGAUUUAUCUAUGAAUAUAAAACUGCAUCAAAAGAUUAAAUCUGCAUAA
Rotaria sp. Silwood2 is the source of this 996-nucleotide messenger RNA. The record is from the annotation of a GenBank genome assembly. Lineage: Eukaryota; Metazoa; Rotifera; Eurotatoria; Philodinida; Philodinidae.